GUGCUCACCCCCCUCGCCCUCGAACGGCGUGACAAGGGAGUAGCUGCUCUGCUCGCGCAGCGGCGGCGAUGGCUGCGAGGCGGCGAGCCCCGGGAGGCCGCGAGCCAUGAGGCACUCGGACGCCGAGAGCAGCGACGGCGUGGACGCGGGCCGCUGGCUUUCGGCGCGGUCGUCCCCGCCUGCGGCGGGACGCCCCCGCCAGUACCCGUGCCUGAGCCCCGGCUGCGACCGCCUGUUCAGCUCCAAGUUCAAGCUGGUCCGCCACUCGCUGAUCCACGGAGGCGAGCGGCCCUUCGAGUGCCCGUCGUGCGAGCGCCGCUUCCACCGCAAGGACCACCUCAAGACGCACCUGCAGAUCCACGACCCGAACAAGGCGCUCCACUCGUGCGCGCUGUGCGGCAAGAAGUACAGCUCGGUGCUGUCCUUCCGCAAGCACUCAGCGCUCCACGCGGCCGAGGCCGGGGACCCCGUGUGCCGGCUGUGCGGGGCCGCCUUCGCCAGGCGCGAAGACGUCAUGCUGCACCUCAAAGUCCACUCGGGCUCGAGGGUCGUCAAGACACCCACCGAGCGCCGCUUCAAGUGCGACCGCUGCGACCGGUCCUUCUUCACGCGCAAGGACGUCAAGCGCCACAUGGUGGUGCACACGGGCCAGCGCAACUUCGUCUGCCAGUUCUGUCCGCAGAAAUUUGGCCGCAAGGACCACUUGGUCCGGCACACCAAGAAGACCCACAGUGCCGGCGGGUCCUCCUCGGUUGCUGAGGUCCCGAAGCGGGAAGAGAACGGCCUGGCAGUUGUGCAGCAGGGCCCCAGCGGAGAGGACGCGGCCCGGCCCUGCUUCAACGAGCCCUGGCCCACGGCCUUGUUGGCCUCGUCUCCACUCCUGGACAGCGAGGCCAGGGCCAAGGUCCAGGCUGCCGCGGACGCCCCGUUCCUAGCCAUCGUGCCCCACUUCCUGCCUACCGGCUACUACGUGAGCGCGCCGCCCCCCGUGCCUCCGGCACCUGCUACCGUUGAGCUGGCGCCCCCUCUGCCCCAUUUUAGCCAAGCCUUCCAGUAGGACAGGCUCCUAAUACCCCGUGCCAAAACCGGUGCCACUCUUUGACCUCUUAGUCCAGUCUUUCCCGACGGGAGGACCUCGAGCGCCAGACGGGCUGUCGGUCUUGCGGGACGUGAGAGACGGUCGACACGCAGCUCGUUCGGCACCUCUCUGAAACAUUCAUGGGCCUUGAGGAUGCAGAUGCUGCUGCGUCUUUGAGCCAUCCGAGCCGAGACGAACGAGAAAACAAUUGUCAGCGAGGCUCGGCCAGCGUCAUCUGGUCAAUCUGCAAUAGCUCUACAUCUUUACACUGUCAUAGCCAUUUGUUGUCUUAUACCACUCAAUCACCGUCAGUGAGUUUGUGCAGCAGAGAAGUAGGUCUUGCAAACGGGCUUCAAUCUGUUCUGCGAGCCACUGAAGUUUCAGGCCUUCGAUAGCUUUCAUGUUUUAGUAUCUGAAAAAUAUCUAAACUUAAAAAUCGUGGAGAACACGAAAAAGCAUUUUUUGGAGGGAAUCAUUUUGGAAAGACGGCUUAGGUUAUAAUUAGGGUUCCUUGUUUUCGGGGUUAAUUUUUCUAGGAAUUUGGAGGCUUUCGUUUAGGGUUUUUCAGUGCACAUUUUUUUGUAUUGGAUGAAAAUGUUGCGUUUAUCGGGGCAUCUGCCAAAAAAAAAAAAAAUGGGAAAUAGCGGGCAUGGGAUUCCUCAACCCGGUGGAAACAUACGCGUGACUUGAACUCUUAGAAAAAGUCCUGGUACCGAGAAGAGAAAGAAAUGAUAUAAGUCGUGCAAAGGAAACUUCACAGACAGUUCAGUGCGGACUGUGUUCCCCUUCAAAACAAAGUUCUAGCUCAGUGGUUCUCAAAUGCGGGUCCGUGGACUCUUAGGGGUCCGUGAAGGCAUUCUAGAGGUCUGCAAAGUCCAGCCUCAUCAGUCAAACCCUGCGAUAAAAGGUGUCUUUUCUCAGAUUGAGAAAAAAAAUGUUCCAGUUUUCUGGGCGAGUAAUUUUAGUCUAUCUGUUAAAAAGAGAAGUCUACUCCACACAGCACUUAGUUAUAUUCAUUUAUUAAAUCAUCAAAAUUAACCUAUACAUUUCCCUUUUCCUCACCACAAAUGAGGUCCGCCGUCAUCUCUGCCAAUCCACAAGGGGUUCACGAAACAUGCAUGGUUGAGAACCACUGCUCUAGCUAAAGGUUUUCCUUCCCGUGCAGCUUUGGCUAUUAUUAUUCGGGGCAGCUUUGAUUCAGGGUCUUUUGCUUUUCCCCGAUUUUGACAAAACCAGCUAGGGGGUUUAUUUCCGAGGUUUAUCGGUAAAAACCACGAGCCGGGUUGAUCAAAUUUGAAAGCAACUGACGCAGCCUGAAUGGGAGCUGUCCUUGAAUGAGAAAAACCAAAGCUCCACGGGGAGAAAUCUUUAUCUGCAACUUUGAGAACAUAGCAGCGCUUCAAGACAGGGACGAGAGUAGG
Molecule: messenger RNA, 2499 nt
Organism: Ixodes scapularis (black-legged tick)
Lineage: Eukaryota; Metazoa; Arthropoda; Arachnida; Ixodida; Ixodidae
Product: zinc finger protein PLAGL1-like
Exons: 2
Coding region: 107-1057 (316 amino acids)
Source: RefSeq, a predicted model, not a curated record